AUGUUCGGGGCUCGUAAAAAAACACAGGAUUCGGAGCAUCUGGCGCGUCUUCAGAAGGAGUUCGAGACUGACUUCAGCAAUAAAGUGGAAGUACCAGUUAAUCGGUCAUGGGUGCGCGGCGAAGUCGUCCAGCGCGGCAACACCGGCAUGAAUAUGGCCAGCCACAAUUUAGCGGCAAAGAACUCGCUCUACCGACCCGAACUCCAACAGCAGCAUAAGGGCCUUAAUCAAAAUGCGUUUCAAAAAACAGCUUCUCCAAAUGCGAUUGACUCCUUGGAAGCUAACGCAAAUAAGCCUAAUAAGCCAAAGUUUGGCAAAAAAACUGAAAAGAAAAAAUCUCAAAUGGAGAUUUUCAAAGAAGAAAUAAAAGCUAAACACGAGGCAGCAGAGGCCCUAAAGGCCAAGCAAAAGGAAAAGGCCAAAUUGACUGGCAUUCCUGUUGACUACAAUCCAAACUUUAAUGCUCAAGCUAUUUCAGACCAGGGCGACCCACAUUCGACGAACAUCUUCAUCGCGUCCCUCAGCAGUCGAUGUACCGAAGAGGACGUAACUCGUCACUUCGGACGAUUCGGGCCGCUCGUUUCCGUAAAGAUCAUAUCCCAAUACAACUGCGCAUUCGUUGCUUAUUGCUGCAGAAAUGACGCGGAACGAGCAAUGAGCAAGCUGCAAAACACAGACUUCAGAGGAGUUGACUUGAAGCUUGGCUGGGGCAAAGCCGUUCCCAAUAUUCAGUUGCAGAAUCCACUGUACGUUCCAGAUCGGUUGAAGUGGCUCCUGACACCGCCGAAGCAGUCGAACUUGCCGCUAAACGCACAGCCACCCCCAAACUUUCAACACUCGAAUUUCGAACGGGAUCUGCACAAGUGCACGGUGCGUGUUGUGAUUCCCAACGACGCAGCGCUGACUCGACUGAUCAACCGAACUGUCGAGUUCGUCGUCAAACAAGGGCCUAUGUUCGAAGCGAUGCUGAUGGACAAAGAGGCAAACAAUCCCAUGUUUCAGUUUCUUUACGACUUCCAGUGUCCUGCGCACUCCUAUUACAGGUGGCGUCUGUAUUCAAUUUUGAAUGGUGAAUCGUUCACUUUCUGGAGAACAAAUCGCUUCAAGCUCUACGCCGGUGGACCCUGGUGGAAGCCCCCGAUUCUUCCUUUCAUCACACAUGGAAUGCCCGACAGUGACGAGGACGAUUUCGAUUCCGAUCCGCGAGACUCGAGACCAGGAUUUGCCCCCAUUGGAAGAAAUUCUGUAAGUCAAUUUGACGAUGAGCCGCGAGCUGGUCUUGGAGCAUCACGAGAGCCUGAACUUGCUCCACGAUCGGAUUGGGAUCCUAUUGACAACUCAAAGAAUGACUAUCAGAAAGAGAAGAAAGAGGAGAGCUCGAAAAUGUCAUCUGUUUACAGAAACGAAUUUGAUUCGGCUUUGAACACUCUCACCCCUGUUCGCGAUCUGGUAGGUGAUCUAAUGGCACUCUGCAUCGACCAAGUUGAUCACGCUCAAGAAAUCACCGAAGCGAUCAUCGAAUCGGUCAUGGCAGACGAAUGCUCGUUAGACCAGCGUCUGGGUAGAAUCUACCUCAUCUCUGAUAUUCUUUACAAUGGUUCUGCAGCGCCGAAAGCGUCCAAGUAUCGAAUCCUCUUUGACCAGCACCUUGAGAAGAUCUUCGAGAAGAUGCACUCGGUGCACAGCGCAAUCAAAACACCCUUCGUCGCGGACCAGUUCAAAAAUCGUAUUAAGACGCUCUUCCAGGCGUGGACAGCUUGGAGUCUUUUUACAAACGAAACUUUGAUCAAGUUACACAACAUCUUCAUGGGGAUCGAAGAGGAGAAAAAGGAAGCAGAGUCAUCAUCGGAGGACUCCGAUGUCGAUGGUGUCGAAAUCGAUGACAAGCCCGAAGCGGCUGAGUCCAAGAAAGCAACUUCAUCCGAUGAAGAUGAAGACGACGUUGACGGGGUUCCCCUGGAACAGGCAAAGCCCGCUGCCGCACAAGAGCCAGCGCAAAAGAAGCCAGCGCCGAGCACAAGUGCGAGUGGUGCGAAACCCGCUGGAGUUGGAUCCGGCUUCGUCGCAUCCAAAUGGGAAGCUCGGAGAGAUCUUCGCCGACUUGAAGAAGAUGGAGCAGGAGAAAAAGAGAAACGAAGAAAUGGACGACAAAAAGAGGCCAAGCCUUUGUAUCUUCAAUCGGACGCUUGGAGAAAAGCGAUAAGAGACGUCGAAGUCAAGGUCAUCGAAUACUGCGAGCAGUUGAGAGUGGUGGACGAUUCAAUUCAAGCAGAAACUUAUAGAAGUGGACUAAUUGCCAAACUCGCCGAGAAGUUCAAAAACGACCCAAGCAUUUGGGAGGAGAGUCCUCGUAGUAGUCCAACCAUGAAAAGAGAAGUCGGUCGCGUGAUCGAAGAAGACGCUCUCGUUCGAGGUCUAGAUCGAGGGAAAGAAGGAGGAAAAGAAGAUAGCUUCUGA
Molecule: messenger RNA, 2457 nt
Organism: Oikopleura dioica
Lineage: Eukaryota; Metazoa; Chordata; Appendicularia; Copelata; Oikopleuridae
Source: the annotation of a GenBank genome assembly